AUGGUUCACGCCGCUGAUAUCGGUAAGGCCUCCAAGGACUUUUUGAAGAAGGACUUCUUCAAGGGAAAUGAGUUCAAGGUGACUCAGGGCUGCUGCAAGGGUACCAAGCAGACCACCACCUUCAAGCUUGGUGAUGCCGUCAACGCCACUCACAAGAUCGAAGUUGGAUCCUGUACUUACACCAAGCUUCCAACGACGAUCAACCUCGGCUCUACCACCGAUGCUUCCACCGAGUGGACCAUCAAGUCUGGCGCCACCAAGACCAAGUUGACCCUCGGCACCAACUUAGCCUCUGCUUGCGAUAUCUCCAAGCUCUCCCUCAAGAAAUCCUUUGAGUUCAACAAGGAUAUCUCCGGCAUCCAGACCGCCUUGAAGUUGGAAACUUCCGCCAAGGGCACUGACUUUAUCCAGCCAAUCAACGUUGGCCUCGGCUUCGAAAAGAAGGGCUACCAGUUCGGUGUCACUGGAACUGUUCCCUCUAUCACCGCUCCCGCCUUCAACGACGCCAAGUUCGCCGUUGCCUUCGCUGGCUGCCCCCACUUCCAGGUCUCUGGAACCACCACCAAGGGUACUGACUGGGCCCUGAACGCUCUCAUCAAGCGAGACGGUCGAACUUACGCCGUUGAUUUCGACACCACUUCCAUGGCCGCCUCCAUCGCUACUGAGCUUCCCAACGGAAAGGUCAAGGUUGGCUGCGAUGGCGUUCUUUCGUCCUACCAGAAGUUCCCAGUCUCCGAGACCGUCGCCGCCCGAUUCGGUUCCUCUUUCAACCUCACCAACGGAAAGAUCACCAACAUCGGCAUCGGUGUUGACUUCUCCCUCUAA
Molecule: messenger RNA, 825 nt
Organism: Oikopleura dioica
Lineage: Eukaryota; Metazoa; Chordata; Appendicularia; Copelata; Oikopleuridae
Source: the annotation of a GenBank genome assembly